Molecule: messenger RNA, 1568 nt
Organism: Melospiza georgiana
Lineage: Eukaryota; Metazoa; Chordata; Aves; Passeriformes; Passerellidae
Gene: SUPT3H
Product: SPT3 homolog, SAGA and STAGA complex component
Exons: 12
Coding region: 100-1233 (377 amino acids)
Biological process (GO): transcription by RNA polymerase II
Molecular function (GO): protein heterodimerization activity; transcription coactivator activity
Source: RefSeq, a predicted model, not a curated record
UGGAGGCGGGCGGGGGGAACAGCGCGAAGCCGUCGCCGCUUUUCCGUCCCUCUCGUUUCUCGCCUCGGUCCAGGCAGCGCGUGGAGGGGAAGGACCGAGAUGAGCAGCACCGUGGCCAGCCCGAUGUCGGCAGUUGCCUCUUCAAGCAGUGGAAGAAGAUCAACAAGCUUUACACUUGAAUUGCAGAGUAUGAUGUUUUCCCUGGGAGAUGCUCGCAGGCCACUCCAUGAAACUGCAAUUCUGGUGGAAGACAUUGUUCACACUCAGCUGAUAAAUUUGUUGCAGCAAGCAGCUGAAGUUUCUCAGAUGAGAGGAGCUCGAGUCAUCUCUGCUGAAGAUCUCCUGUUCUUAAUGCGCAAAGAUAAGAAGAAGCUUCGAAGGCUACUCAAAUACAUGUUUUUUCGAGACUACAAAUCUAAAAUUGUCAAAGGAAUAGAAGAAGAUGACAUCCUCGAAGACAAAUUCAGCAGCAAUAACACCAACAAGCGGCAGAAGCUGGCCCAGGACUUCCUCAACUCCAUUGACCAGACUGGAGAGCUCUUGGCCAUGUUUGAGGAUGAUGAGAUUGAUGAUGUCAAGCAGGAGCGCAUGGAGAGAGCAGAAAGACAAACACGAGCCAUGGACUCAGUCCAGUACGCAGAAUUCUGUGAAAGUCGGCAAUUGAGUUUUUCAAAGAAAGCAUCCAAGUUCCGUGACUGGCUGGACUGUAGCAGUAUGGAAAUAAAGCCAAAUGCAGUUGCAAUGGAGAUUUUGGCCUAUUUAGCAUAUGAGACUGUGGCCCAGCUGGUGGACUUGGCCCUUUUGGUUAAACAGGACAUGACUCCAAAAGCUGGUGACCCAUUCAGUCAUGCCAUAUCUGCCACCUUCAUACAGUACCACAACUCUACUGAGCCCCACCUCUUAGGGCAGUCUGCGAGUGUGAAGACCAGUCUUGACUCCCCUGAGAACACACCACCCCCUACACCCACCCCACCAGCAUCAGCAGGGCAGCAACACCUUGGGAAAACCCCCUCAGGAGCCUUGGGGAACGGUGGAAUUGGACAAGACUCCACCAAAUCCAAACAAAGGAAAAGAAAAAAGAGCACUGCAGCCUGUGGGAUGGAGGCUCAAAGUGAUGCCAUUCAGCCCAGCCACAUCAGAGAGGCCAUUCGGCGCUACGGCCACAAGAUUGGCCCCCUUUCCCCAUUCACAAGUGCCUACCGCAGGAACGGGAUGACUUUUCUCGCCUGCUGAUGUGGAUGUGGCUGCAGCAACAGGAAAGACAGUGUUAUAUUAAGGUGAUUUUCUUUUCCCCUCCAUGGAAGGAAAAAAAUACAAGCUCCAAUGUCUCCAUGUACCAGUGAGUGGGCUGGUUUGUUGUGACUAUCUGCUGGCUGUCUCUGUCUCUUUUUCCAGCCCCCUCAAUCAUUAUUCUUGUUUACUAGCUGGAACAUUUAGCUAAUUAAUGGCAGGAUGUUUGGGAUAGGGUGUAGGUGGACAAGAAUGCAGCUCAGACAAUGCUGGAGUUUGCAGGGGACUUUCUGACUGCCGUGUCAUUUUUAUUUAAGUGUCUGGAAGUCUGUAUGUUC